AUGUCAGAUGGAUUCAUCCCUAUAGUCUCCAUCUUCUAUUCCGUGUUCCAUCCAACGGAAGGUACGAAAAUAAUCCACCAGUUUCCUGAAAAUUUGAUAUCGACUAGUUCCACAAUCAAUGACGACAAUGAUGAAACAACCACUGGAUUAUUCAAUUUCGAUACUGUCAAGAACUAUGUCAUACCCAAACCACAAUUAUGCAAUCAAUUACUAUCUUUCAAAAUCAACAGUUUCAAAGUUAUUGGAUACCCUGUCAACAUGGUUAAUGAUCAUUAUGCAAGGAAUUCAUUUAAUUUUAAUUUUUGUUUUGUAUUCAAUUAUGAAUUAGGAGAUGUAAGUCCUUAUGAACCAGCAAUUAAGCGUAUGGGACAAAUGUUUCAGGUAUUGGAAGAACAAAAUUUCAUAUUGAGUAAAUUGGAUAAAGAUAAUUCAUUUUACAAAGAUAGGAGCGGCACUAGUGACAUGGAUACUACGCUGAAGAUUGAUGAAUAUGAUUUGGAAUUGUACGCUAAUAAAAGUCAACGAUCAGUGGCGGAGAAUGACGCUAGUGUCAAUGCACCGGGCCAUUCAAAAACCAAGAGAAUUACUUUAUCGUCGAUUGAGUCUUUGAUUCAACAAAUUUACCAAGAUUUGAAUAAUUAUUCCGAGUGUUGUAUCCCUUUGGAUAGUUCGAAUUCAGUAGAUAUCAAGUUGUUCCCAUUGUUGCCAGCACCGGUCAAUCUAAAAGCAUAUCAAGUGCCUAUAGCUACAGUUAAGCUAAAAUCGCUCGUUGAUGUCAAUUGGGAUCCAACAAUGGUGAAGAUUCUUCCUUAUAUUGAUGGCAUCAAUUCUGUAAAACGAAUAAGUGAGUUAGCUGAUGCAAAUUAUCUUGUCACAAAGCAAUGUAUUCAGCAUCUAAUGCAUUAUAAAUGUAUUGAAUUGAUUGAUAUUUUCCAAUUUAGCAACAUUUAUGCCCCUACUAAUCGAAUUGGUGAUUUUUUGAAAUCAGAUGGAAGAAUGGCGGAACAAUGCCAAGCAUAUGUCGUGACUAAUGGGUCAACUGAUUCAUUACGCUCUUCAUCAUUCACCAAUACACCAGCACAAAAUUCCCCUAAACCAAUGGCUGAAAGCAGUUCGCCGCUGACUUUUAAUUUCAGCAAACGUAUGCCAUCUGGUAGUACAUCACCGUAUAUGAGACAACAAAAUUUCUUAUCUCGAUCACCAAAGUCAUUUACUAUGCAGUAUGCCAAUGUGAAAGUUCCAACAAAGACUAGUUUGUUUUACUUGUAUCGAUCUUUGAAUCAGGGUCAAUCGAUUAAGGAAUGGUAUGUGCAACAUAAACAUUUAUUGACAAAUAUUGAUAUACGACGAUUUAUCAACUUUGGAGUAUUGCGAGGGAUUGUAUAUCGAGUAUAUUCCUAUCCCGUGUUGAAUCUAGUUACACGAUCAAUAGAAAGCAAUGAUUUGCUCCAACCUGAACAAAUUCUAAACAAUGUGAAACGAAGGACGAAACAACAACAUAAGUUGAAAUUGAUGCAACUAAAAGGAGCAACUGGGUAUGAUGAGCUAUUAAGGACCAGAGUUAAUGAGCAAACAUUGAAAACGGAAACAAAUCGUCGUGUUAGUUUUUCGUCAGUAGAUGAUAGGCAACAGCAACAACAUGAACAGUCUCGUAAGUUGAGUGUAAUGAACGAAGUGAUUGAAGAAGAUGACAGUUCAACAAGUGACGAAUCUGAUAAUGAGCAAUUGAAAAUGAAACAUAUACCACAGAAUAGAACACCUAGAUCACAUAGAACAUCCAGCUCUACUGCAUCAAAUAGAGUAACAAAUGACGACAAAAAUGACGAAGAUGACGAUGAAGGACAGUCAGCUCAUCAGAUGAGUGAAGAAGAAGAACAAGAGAUCAUUUAUUUGAUAAAGAUGUUGAAAGGGUUUCAACAUUUUGAUUCUAUAUGUACAGAAUUACAGAAAUCACGUACUGACGUUGAAAAAAUGAUCGAGAAAUUAGGAUCAUUCAGUGUAAUCAACUGUUAA
Lodderomyces orthopsilosis Co 90-125 is the source of this 2013-nucleotide messenger RNA. It is a transcript of the gene NPR2, whose product is annotated as nitrogen permease regulating protein. The transcript has a single exon. Gene Ontology annotation, molecular function: GTPase activator activity. The coding region runs from base 1 to 2013 and encodes 670 amino acids. Lineage: Eukaryota; Fungi; Ascomycota; Pichiomycetes; Serinales; Debaryomycetaceae. Gene Ontology annotation, cellular component: vacuolar membrane; GATOR1 complex. The record is from RefSeq and is a predicted model, not a curated record. Gene Ontology annotation, biological process: positive regulation of autophagy; negative regulation of TORC1 signaling.